AUGGAUCAACCGUCGGCGUAUGAGCUUCAGCAGGAUGUGGCCCCAUUAUCCCAGCGUUCAAUAGGCGCCGACAUGCCAGAUACUGCGUACCACGCCACACCCGUUCAACCCCGUGAUGAUAUCCCGCACUCGGACACAUUGCCAUCGGCAUUUCCAGAGCCGCCUGCAAAACAACGAGGCAAGUGGCGAAGCACCGCUAUACUGGUUGCUCUUCUGCUCUCCCUCUUCGUCUCUGCUUUAGAUGCUACUAUUGUCGCCACGGCAGCCUCCGUCAUUACCCACGACUUGAAGUCGGCGAACGGUUAUGUCUGGAUUGGUGGUGCAUAUCUCCUGGCCGACUCCGUUAGUGGCCCCGUCUGGGCAAAGGUAUCGGACAUCGUUGGGCGCAAGAUAGUCCUGCUCACCGCCAUAGCCAUCUUCUUUGUGAGCUCGAUCAUCUGCGCAACUGCUCGCACCAUGCAGACUCUGAUUACCGGGAGAGCAAUUCAAGGCUCAGGUGGCGGAGCCAUCUUCCUGCUUGUACAUAUUAGCAUCAGCGACAUGUUCAGCAUGCGCCGUCGAAGCUUCUUCAUGGGCUUGUGCGAAUUUGUCUGGGCUCUUGCUGGCGGUGUCGGUCCUAUACUUGGUGGUGUCUUUGCAAGCUUGGUCUCAUGGCGGUUUUGUUUCUGGAUAAACUUGCCAAUCGCCGGCACAGCCUUCAUUCUUCUUCUGUUCUGCUUCGAUCUCAAACAUGAGAAAACCUCGUGGUCGACUGGACUAAAGGCAAUCGAUUGGUGUGGAAUCUUUACCUUCCUCGGGUUUGCGGUCCUCAUCCUGCUCGGACUCAAUUUUGGCCCCAUUCUGUCCUGGGACUCUCCCACGGUGAUCGCCAUGGUUACCAUUGGCGGAGCAUUUAUUUUCGCUUUUGCGUAUAGCGAAUCUCGACUGGCCAAAUAUCCCAUCAUACCGCUGGGACUGUUCAAGAGCCGCACUACGGGCGGUCUUAUCUCCGGCGUCAUCAUCAGCACGACUGGUCAGUUCCUGGAACUCAUCUGGGUUGGCUCGAUUAUCCUUUGCGCGGGUGCAGGCUCCUUUAUCUCGUUCAAUGAGAACACCUCGACAAGCCCCCCUAUCAUCGCCAUCCAAACUUCGGUGUCCCAGCAAGACAUUGCCUCCGCCAUCUCCACGUUUUCGUUUACACGUUGCGUCGCGCUAGCCGUCUCAAUCAUCAUCGGUGGCGUCGUUUUCAACGAAUCGAUGCAAAAACAACAUGACAGCCUGGAAUCAGCAGGAUUGCCUGCGGACAUCCUUGAACGUCUCUCUGGGAAGGAGGCAGCUGCCAAUAUAGAUCUUUCAAAGCAACUGACUGAUUCUAUGCAGGUGCUGGCCGUGAAGAAUGCAUUCGCUUGGAGCCUGAAUCACAUGUUUAUCAUGUACACCUGUGUAGCCGGCUGUGCGCUUGUCUCUGGCUUAUUUGUGCGACGGGCGCAUUUGAAAAAAGAACAUGUCGAGACUGUAACAGGAAUCAAGGAAGGCUAA
This is a messenger RNA of Penicillium mononematosum, 1518 nucleotides long. RefSeq names its product MFS transporter-like protein. Gene Ontology annotation, molecular function: transmembrane transporter activity. The coding region runs from base 1 to 1518 and encodes 505 amino acids. Gene Ontology annotation, biological process: transmembrane transport. The transcript has 4 exons. The record is from RefSeq and is a predicted model, not a curated record. Lineage: Eukaryota; Fungi; Ascomycota; Eurotiomycetes; Eurotiales; Aspergillaceae.